GUACAUCAACCCAGCGGACUCCAUUGCCAACGUCAACGACAGCCUGCGCGAGAGGAAGGUCGAGUGGCAGGCGCUGAAGGAGCAGUUCAAGGUGGAGCUGAAGGUGGAGUUCCCCAACGCGUCGGAGGAGCGCCUGCAGGGAGACCGAGCCCCCCGAGCCCGCGGUGUUCCCGACCUCGCGGGCGAUCUCCUGCGUCUGCUCACGGACCCUGCGAGGCACCCCUCCGUGUGGACGGUCGAGCACAGGGUGCUCUGCCCGGGUCUUGUCCUUGUGGCGAGGGCGGCGCGGGGCGUCGGUGCGGCGGAGCCGUUCGACGAGCGCCCGGACCUUGCCUCUUGUCCCGCGGGCACGGUCUGGCCAGCGUCUGGGGCGGCCUGCGUCCGCUGA
Molecule: messenger RNA, 388 nt
Organism: Prorocentrum cordatum
Lineage: Eukaryota; Dinophyceae; Prorocentrales; Prorocentraceae
Source: the annotation of a GenBank genome assembly